GUCAUCCAAAAACUCAUUAGCAAUAAUCAUUAAAUUAUCGAAAUUGAAUGAAUUUACUGAUUUCACCGCUGAAAAAAAAAAUAACACGUUUAAAUGAAGACGAGUCGAAAAUUUCAUAUUUUAUUUAUAACAUUUUUGUGAAGUGAAAAUUAUGGACAGUGUAUAUAUUCCAAAUCAAAAUGAGCAUAUCGUUCCUCGUAAAGUCAGACCGCAGAAUAUUGUAUGCCAUUUGAUGAGACGUGAACAUGGGAUUUCACACCGGCCUGGUACACAUCAGCAUGCUAUUCGUGAUUUUUACAAAUGUAUUCAUCCCAAUUUAACCGUAAUAAAUGUGGAAAAACCAGCCGGAUUCCUGAGAAAGUUCAGUCCAGAUGGAAAGUAUCUGAUUGCUUUCACUUUAGACCAGACUUCAUUGGAAAUUUACCAAUUCAAUGGUGUUGUGGCAGCCGCUCAAUUGAUCAAUGCAUGGAAAACUGAAGUCGUCCCAAACACAAAUACCGACUUACCGUACACAAUACGAAGUCAAAUAUUUGAUAAGCUAUUUAAGCUGAAAGCAACAGUGAAUGUAGCGACAGCAGGCAAACAGUUGAAUCGAGAGUGUAGUCUUUUCACAAAUGAAAGUAGAUAUGUGAUUGUUGGGGCGGCUUCAUACAUUGUGGAUGAUCAAAGGCCACCCUUCUAUGAUUUAUAUACAACGAAUGACGGGAUAACACCAACGCUAAGGUCGCCACUUGAAGAUUACUCGUUGUAUAUGGUGGAUUUGCAUACGGGUCGGGUGACCAGCCACAUCAAUUACAAAUGUGAUAAAAUUUUCCUUUCACACAAUCAGGGCAUCUAUUUGUACAAUAAUUUGUUUGCCGUUUUGUCGGUGCAGCAUCAAACAAUCUUCCUUUAUGAAGUGAUAGACGGAAUUUUCUACAAUAUUUUGAAAAUCGGACGAUUUUGCAGCGAAGAAGAUGUGUAUUUAUACAAUUCCGUGAAUGAGACACAAGUGCCCAUUCGUGAAGCCACAAUUGGCAGCUUGAAACAUAGAUUUUUAGUACAUUUGUAUAGAACGGCAAAGGCUGAAUCGGAGCGCAUCAACAAUCAAUAUCCUCUGCGUAAAUUUUAUCAGUUUUUCGAUCAAUAUCGACAGUUACGCAUUUGGAAAAUGCAACUUCUGGAUGAAAAUCUACUCCUAAUUAAGUAUGCCAGUGAAGCCGUUGUCACACUCAAGGCGCACGAACCAAAUAGUCAACCAGCCUUUUUCGUCUUCUACAGUAUUUGGGAUAGUAAAGUAUUAGCCGUCUAUGAUAAUCAAUCCGAUGAUUUAUUAUAUUUGUUCGAGAAUUUCAGCGAUUGUUUUCGUAACACUUGGAUGCAUCAUCCAACACAGUUUUCUUGCUCGCCCAAUAACAACCUCUACGCUAAACUGCAACAAAACCGUUUCAAACAGACAAUUGUUAGUGCGAGAGGUGGUGGAAUUGUCGAAGCAACCAAAAGACUUCUUUCUCAAUUGCCGAUUAGUGCUCAAAGCUACAGCAAUUCUCCGUAUUUAGACCUAAGCUUAUUCAGCUACGAUGACAAAUGGGUUUCGAUGUUGGAGCGGCCAAAAGCAUGUGGCGAGUAUCCAAUACGAUUUUUUGGUCGGGAUUCUGGUUUACUCAAAUUCCGAAUCUAUCCCGGAUUACAAGAUCGACGUUCGCAGCCCGUUCGCCGAUUGGUGGCGUUUACAUUUCACCCGUUCGAGCCGUUUGCAAUAAGUGUUCAGCGUAUUGAUAAUGACUAUGUCGUAAAUUUCCAUAUAAGAAAUUCCGAAACGGAAAUCUUCAAAUAGCAAUUGAUGAAAGCCUGUGAUGUCAUAUGAAGCUUAACAAAAGAAGCAGCACCUAUUAGAUAUAUAACAUCGAAAUUGUAUUGCUAAAAACAUCGAGUAACUGGAAAAAAAUGUUCUUUUCUUCAAACAUCUCAUUUUCGACGAUUUCAUCUUUUUUCGAAGACAAUAUUUAAAAAUAAACUUGUUUUUUAUUUACA
This is a messenger RNA of Sitodiplosis mosellana (orange wheat blossom midge), 2013 nucleotides long. RefSeq names its product DET1 homolog (gene abo). The transcript has 5 exons. The coding region runs from base 152 to 1816 and encodes 554 amino acids. Lineage: Eukaryota; Metazoa; Arthropoda; Insecta; Diptera; Cecidomyiidae. Gene Ontology annotation, molecular function: ubiquitin-like ligase-substrate adaptor activity; ubiquitin protein ligase binding. The record is from RefSeq and is a predicted model, not a curated record. Gene Ontology annotation, cellular component: nucleus; cullin-RING ubiquitin ligase complex. Gene Ontology annotation, biological process: protein ubiquitination; positive regulation of proteasomal ubiquitin-dependent protein catabolic process.